Molecule: messenger RNA, 2548 nt
Organism: Morus notabilis
Lineage: Eukaryota; Viridiplantae; Streptophyta; Magnoliopsida; Rosales; Moraceae
Product: probable inactive receptor kinase At4g23740
Exons: 5
Coding region: 346-2286 (646 amino acids)
Biological process (GO): protein phosphorylation
Molecular function (GO): protein binding; ATP binding; protein kinase activity
Source: RefSeq, a predicted model, not a curated record
UUAUUUUUUCUCUACAGCUUGGCUUCAAAAUCUCUCAAAGAGCUUCAAAGUUCAAAUAGAGAAAAAGGAAAUCACAUUCACGUUGGAUUCCACUUUGGCAUGAGCACAAUCAGUUUAGGGAAAUCAUAACUACUUGGAGAUUGGAAGUGAUUCUAGUGGUUCAGAUCUGAAAAAAGGAGUUGCAAAUGAAUGCUAGUUUAAGAAGGAAGAGCCAUGAUGGAGAAAGAGGAGAAGAAUUGCAGAAGAAACAUCUCGUUAUCUUCUUAAACUAGUUCUGGGUUUUUCAUUUUAUUUUAUUUUUUUUCUAGAUUUUAUUUUAUUUUUGUGUGUGUGUGUGUGAAGAAAAUGAAAGGUGUAGGCGUUUUCCCUUGGAUUUUCUUGGUGGGUUUUGUUUUCUUGCGAGGAAAAUCCGACCCACUUGAAGAUAAGCAAGCUUUACUUGAUUUCAUGACAAAACUCCCUCACUCUCGUCCUCUCAACUGGAACGAGACUUCUCCGGUUUGCGGCCACUGGACCGGAAUCACUUGCAGCGACGACAAGUCUCGCGUCUUAGCCGUCCGAUUGCCCGGCGUCGGAUUCGACGGCCCGAUCCCUCCCAACACGCUCAGCCGCCUCACAAGUCUCCAGAUUCUCAGCCUCAGAUCCAACCGCAUAAAUGGGCAAUUCCCAUCCGACUUGUCCAACCUCAAAAACCUGUCUUUUCUCUACCUUCAGUUCAACAACUUCUCUGGGCCAUUGCCUUGGGACUUCUCAGUUUGGAAAAAUCUCACCAUUGUGAAUCUCUCCAACAACCAUUUCAAUGGCACCAUCCCACUUUCUCUCUCUAACUUGACCCUUUUGGCCGGCUUGAACCUGGCAAGCAACUCGCUUUCUGGGCAAAUCCCUGAUCUCCAACUGUCAAAGUUACAACAAUUGAAUUUGUCAAACAAUUUCCUUAGUGGGUCUGUGCCAAAGUCAUUACAGAGGUUUCCGGAGUCGGUUUUUCGAGGUAACAAUGUUUCUUUCUCGAGUUUUGCACCUGAAUUUCCACCUGUUGUGUCACCUUCUUCAGAGCCAUUUUUUAUGCCUACAAAUGGUAGUAAUAUUAGUGCUAAGGUUGGUAGUGGGAAGCUUGGUGAAACUGCAUUGUUGGGGAUUAUAGUGGCUGGUGCGGUUUUGGGGCUUGUGGCGUUUGCUUUUCUGAUGCUUGUUUGUUUCUCGGGAAAGAAGAGGAAAGACGGGCUUGGUGGGCUUGGGGGGCUUUCCGGGAAAUUGAACAAGGGGGAUAUGUCGCCGGAGAAGAUGAUCUCUAGGAGCCAAGAUGCGAACAAUAGGUUGGUUUUCUUUGAGGGGUGUAACUAUGCGUUUGAUUUGGAGGAUUUGUUGAGGGCUUCUGCUGAGGUGUUGGGGAAGGGUACGUUUGGUACGGCGUAUAAGGCGAUACUGGAAGAUGCAGCGACUGUGGUGGUGAAGAGGUUGAAGGAUGUCAAUGUCGGGAAGCGUGAAUUCGAGCAGCAAAUGGAGCUUGUUGGAAGUAUUAGGCAUGAAAAUGUGGUUGAGCUCAAGGCUUACUAUUAUUCCAAAGAAGAGAAGCUGAUGUUGUAUGAUUACUACAGCCAAGGAAGCGUCUCUGCUAUUUUACAUGGUAAAAGAGGAGAGGAUAGAGUCCCUCUAGACUGGGAUACCCGACUGAAAAUAGCAAUUGGUGCUGCAAGAGGAAUUGCGCGUAUACAUACAGAGAAUGGUGGGAAGCUUGUCCAUGGAAACAUUAAAGCCUCAAACAUCUUCCUCAAUUCGCGGCAGUUUGGCUGCGUUUCGGAUGUUGGUUUGGCGAGCAUAAUGAGCUCAUUGGCUCCACCAAUCUCCCGUGCUGCUGGUUACCGAGCUCCAGAAGUAACAGACACCAGAAAAGCAGCUCAACCAUCUGAUAUCUACAGCUUUGGGGUGGUUUUGCUUGAGCUUCUCACUGGAAAAUCCCCCAUCCAUACCACUGCAGGCGACGAGAUUAUUCACUUAGUCAGGUGGGUUCAUUCGGUGGUCCGAGAGGAGUGGACGGAUGAAGUGUUUGACAUAGAGCUAAUGAGGUAUCCAAACAUAGAGGAAGAAAUGGUAGAGAUGUUACAGAUUGCCAUGGCAUGCGUGGUGAGGAUGCCGGAUCAGCGCCCUAAAAUGUCUGACGUAGUGAAGAUGAUAGAAAAUGUCAGGCGGAUCGAUAACGAGCCUCAAUCAUACACCGGAAUCAAAGCUGAAAGCUCAAAACCACAGCCAGCAGUUGGCACAGAUUUUUCAACUUCACCCAACGAGUAGACAAUUUGUCCCUUUUUUUCUUCUUCUUUUUUCAAAUUUUAAUUCACAUAUGGUGAAGUAUCUUACUUCAUUUUGCCCCCAAAGUGUUGUUAAUGCACAAAACUGCAAUGAUUUUUAUUUUCUUUUUUAUUUUUUAUCAACUUGAUCCCAUUUAGGUAGAGCUUGAUCAGGUUAUGCAUUGGUGUAUCAGCAGGCUGUCGAUUCUGAAAGCGGAAAUUCGGAUAUUCCCUUUAACUAAAGAUCUCUUUUCUCUCUUUUGUAA